AAGAUCUAGUGAAAAUCCCCAAGAGUUUCUUACAGGAGGCAGAUGUCACCCUCGUAGUGAUCGGACAGUCAUCCCCCCGUCACAUUGAGCCUUUCUGCAGACUGACUGGGUAUUGCCAUGAAAUCUAUGUUGAUCCUGAGAGAGAAAUUUAUAGAAGAUUGGGAAUGAAAAGAGGUGAAGAAGUUACCUCCUCAGGACCGAGCCCCCAUAUAAAGUCAAAUAUACUCUCAGGAAGCAUUUGGAGCCUGUGGCGGGCAGUGACGGGCCCUCCUUUUGACUUUCAAGGAGACCCAGUUCAGCAGGGCGGCACCCUCAUCUUAGGGCCAG
Molecule: messenger RNA, 327 nt
Organism: Miniopterus natalensis
Lineage: Eukaryota; Metazoa; Chordata; Mammalia; Chiroptera; Miniopteridae
Source: RefSeq, a predicted model, not a curated record